Molecule: messenger RNA, 12154 nt
Organism: Contarinia nasturtii (swede midge)
Lineage: Eukaryota; Metazoa; Arthropoda; Insecta; Diptera; Cecidomyiidae
Exons: 18
Coding region: 400-11760 (3786 amino acids)
Biological process (GO): intracellular protein transport; exocytosis
Cellular component (GO): plasma membrane; exocytic vesicle
Molecular function (GO): small GTPase binding; neurexin family protein binding
Source: RefSeq, a predicted model, not a curated record
GUACGCAAACAACUGUAACUUCUUAUUUACGUCGAUUCCAAAGAUGAAAAAAAAAGAAAACGCUGAACAAUGUUGCGAGAAGAAAUCGUAAAACUAGAUUUUAGAACUAAAGAAAUUCAAUUGAAUUUAAAGCUUCUUUUUAUGAUGAGGAACAACGGUUCUUUUAAAUGCGUGCAAAAAAUACGGCAUCUAAUUAAUCAGUUUGUGUUUUGAGAAGUACAAAAAAAAACGUAAUAAAGAAGAUCCGUCAAAAUUAAAAAUUUGCGGUAAAAACUCAUUUUGUGUGUUAAAUUAAAAAAAAAGGAACAUUAUUUGAAUUUGGUGAACUCUGUUUUGUGUGUGUGUUUGUGGUUUGAUAUGAGAAGACAUCCGACAACGAUUCAACGCAAAUAGCUGAACAUGAAGGGGAAAAUGGGGAGCGGUCGGAGCGCUCGCUUGCCACCGACUCCAACACAUUCGUCGACAAUUCAACGGAUUCGAAUUGAAGCAUCGACGGGAUAUUCGACGGAUUCGACGCCAACGGCUGAUGCAAACAUCAAUGGUUCCGAUUUAUUGCAGCAGUCACAUGUUUUUGAUCGCAUUAGCGACCAUGAACGACAAUACAUUUUAAACGUAUUGGAGCGGAAUAACGAUGUUCAACAACGCGAUGCUGCGCGUCUUGUGGCGCUGCGAGCAGAUUUGCAGCUGUUGCGUGGUAAAGGUGCCAUUAAGGUUGGUGGUUCGUUAGAUAGGCCAAUUAUCGAUUCGAAAUCUGCGUGCGCCCGAUGCUGUCUCGUUUUUGGGUACAUUAAUCGUGGAGCCGAGUGUAAUUUGUGCCAUUUACGUGUGUGCCGAGAGUGCCGAAUCGACAUAUCAUUCUCCAAAAACGAUUGGGUUUGCAUCAUUUGUUACAAAGAAAUGGAAUUGAAGGCAACGAGCGGUGAAUGGAUAUCUGAUUUAUCACGGGAAGUCCAACGCACUGAAUCACACUCAAAUGAGUAUUUAUCUGCAUCGGAAAUAAUUCGGAAAAGCAUUAGACGCUCUUGGACAAUUUCAAAUUCGCAUCAAGUGUACAAUAAUCAAUCGAACGUGAAUCGAAAUGGAGGUGUUGGUGAAUCGCAACGAGCAUUUAUCUCAGCUCCAGUAAAUUCAUGUGAUUCAAACGAAUACAAUUACACGACGAACAAUCGAACGAAUCAUAUCGUAAAUCAUUUACAAUAUCCGAACAUGGACUAUCAAAAUAAUGAAUACUAUGAGCGUACGUCACCACAACGUCGUGUGCUUCGUCAAUCGACAUUGCCCAGCAAUUUACCACAUCCGGAUCAAUAUCAAUAUCAAAAUAAUAUCAAUUUAAUGCCACCGGUAUCGCCAAAUCAACAAAUCAGCCCUCAAUACAGUCCAUACAAUACGGACACCGAGGAAACAAUGGACGCAUCAAAUCCGGAUUUGAGGCAAAUUCGUUAUCCAAUUCGACGACAAUCAACGUUGCCAAGUCGACCAAGCGACCAUCUUUAUCAGCAGCAGCAGCAGCCGCAACAACAACAGCAACAACAGCAGCAGCAACAGAAUCAGUACUAUUUGACAACGUCACCAAAUCGAAAUUACAGUCGAUCACCUGAAAAGUCUGAUUCGGAGCAACAGCUUCAUUAUCCGCCACCAUUUGUAAGACAAUCAACAUUUCCAUCAAACACAUCAAAUGAACAACAGCAAUUUGUUGCUAAUACACAUCGGCCGAAAAUAUUGCCCACAUCGCCAAAUCGCCUCUACAAUCGAUCACCUGAACAUGGCAGCGAACCAGACUUUCUAAAACAACGUCAUCUUGGUGUCGUACGUCAGAAUACACUUCCAAAUCCUGAUCAGCAUAUGAAAUUGUUGCCAACAUCACCACCAAAACGUCAACUAUCGCCACAGUAUAAAAAACGCUCACCAGAAAUGAUACGACAAAGUACAUUACCAUGCAAUCCGGCUGAUAAUUCACUAAAUGUUCCGCAACAAACGAAAUUUCUUCCGAUUUCGCCGCGUUUAAAGCAAAGCUUUUUAUUUCCUCAAGCAAAACAAAAUCCACGACAAUUUUUGUCGCAACAAAAUGUACCGACCGCCGCAACUGAAGAUCCAUAUUCGAGUACGGGCAGUGUGAGUUGUAUACCGCGCGAGCAACAAGUGAAAAUGAUGAAAGUACGAAGUCACAGCAACGAAGAGUAUAGCGCAAAUCGACCAUUUCCACCAACCGAAGGACGGCGAUUACUUCCGGAAAUUCCGCGAAAUCGAUCUCGAUCGCCAAGCCGUUUGGUGCGUCAAGACAAUGUGAAAGAAGAUAUGCGAAUAAAUGAGCAACGGUCACCAAAUAAGCGAACAUUUGUCGAGGCUAAGCAAAUUUUACCCGAAUACGAUGAUAUGAAUCAAAUGAGUGCAUACAACGAUGGUAUGUACAAUAGUGAUAAUGCAUUUCGCGAGGCUGACGAAGAUGAUACAUUCGAUGGCCAGAAACAAUAUCCACCAAAUUACUACAGUUCAAGCGAUCCAAAAUUGCAAUACGACGAUGACGAAAUGGUACAUCCAAUGUCGACAAUGUGUCGGCCGAAUGUCGACAAUUACAUGGUUGAUACACAGUAUAGUUCACCCGAAGAGAGUUCGUGGUACGGACGAAAAGAGCGUUCACAUCGUCGACGUUCACGUGAAUUUACCGAAAAUGAGGUAAUGAUCUCAACAAAUGAACCGGACGAACAUCGUCGCAAGCCCGAAGCAAUGCGAUCGAUAUCGGAAGAUACACCAACAAGAACAGCAAAACAAGCGGUAACUAGACGAACACUAUCCCACCCAGAAAAAGAAUCACAUUCACAGAGUCCAAAAAUACCCAGUCCAAAGCAGUUCAUUGACGUCAUGGAACGAUCGAAGAAACCAUCAAAAAUACCCUCACCUCGCCGCAAAAAUUACAAAUCUAUCGAUAUUCCGGAUACAUCACCGCCAGGUAACCGGAACCAUUUGCAUAUGCAAAAACGUGAUUCGAAAAGUUUCGAUAGCGGUGCUUUGUAUCGGCCAGAAAUGGAUGAUGAUAGCAAUGGUACGUCAAGCAUGGAACGAAUCGAGCGAAUGGAUCGAAUUGAACGUUCGGAUCGAAGUGAUAGUAAAAUCAUGUUACCCACACCACCGAUUCGAAAAUCACCAGCAAAUUCAGUAACAGCCGCAACAGCAAUGUCGUCCUCAUCGUCGUCCGGUAUGACAACAGCAAAUCAAUCAGAGGACCAUAGCAAUAUGAGCGUCGAUCACAAUAAAAUCGAGGCAAGUAAUGGCGCAAGGCAUUCGGCAGUAAACGAAAAAGUUGAAACGGAACAAACGACCAGCGAACCGACCGAGCAUAAAACUACAUUGGGCGAAGCAGAAAUUCAAAGUGCCGUUGAAGCAGCUGCGGUUAUAUUCAAGAAAGUUGUGCUACAACGACGCCAAGCAGCUAAAAAAGCCAACGAAGAAGGCGAACGUGUACGGAAUGUGUCUUUGAUGCAGGACGAUGUAUCAGAUUAUGAGGGUAGCGCGACAUUAAAAAUGAUUUGCCCGGAAAGUGAUGAUUAUAAAUUGGUGUUUAUCAGUUCGGAUUCAUCGAGUUUGGACGAUGUUGAGGACAGCAGUUCAACAUGCUCAUCAACAAAUCGGCACAGUAUUUCAUUGGAUGAUUGUGAUUGGGAUUACUUUGAGCCGAACACAACAGCAACCACAAAAACAAUAUUCCGUGAUUGUGCAAUACAAUCGCCAUUCGUUUCACCAAAUUUGCAAAGGCGUCGCAUGAAUAUUCACGCCGAUAUCCAUACAACCGACGAAGAAUUCUUGGCACAUAGCUCUUCGCCAACGAGUAGUGAUGGUUUUGUCGAUAUUCGUCGAAAAUUAUCACGAUUCAAACGAACAAUUCGACAUUCGGUGAACAAAAGUAAUACAUCAUGUUCAGGAUCUCGAUGCGAUUGUGGUCAUCAACCUCAAUACGUAGCGAUUCCGGUGCCAGUGCCAAUUUUCGUUAUUGGAGACGAUGCAAAUAGCUCAGAUGUACGAGCAUUACAAAAGAAACAAGCCGCUGAAUUAUUUCAACUAUGGAAUACAGCCGCCCCAUUGCUUGCCCAUCAACCACACCAACGAAAUCACAUCGAAUCGCAUAAGACGAUUGCCAGCGAACUAUUGAAGAAUUAUGCUACACAAGUGGAAACCAAUACAACACCAACACACGCAACAUUGCCAAAUAGUGUUGGCCAAUGCAGCAACAGCGGCGGUGGCAGCAGCAGUGGCUGCAGUAAAAGCAAUAGCAACAGUAGUAUUGCAUAUGCAGACGCAUCGUCGCGUAACCAAGAAAAUGACACAAAACAAGAAGAAACAACACUUACAACUAGCGGCCAAUCUAGUUGUGGCAACAUUAACGAUUGCAAUAAGCACACGAACAACGGCAACAUCAACACAUGCAUAACAACGCAUAACGAUCGCUCAAAACAAAUGAACAGUCUCAGUACCGGACCAACUGUCGAUCAAUGCAUAUCCACCAUAAAUGUACGCACUAUAAACGAUACAGAGAAAAAGUUGAACAGUGAAAUAAAGAGCCGACAUUUUGUAGCGACGCUCAAAAAUGAAUUGGCUACGAAUAAAAUGUGUGAUGUGACCGAUGCAAAUCCGUUAAAUUGUGUCAUUUUCAAUGAUCAUUUAGAUGAAUUAAGUGAUUUAUCGCAUGGAAUUGUGAAAUGUGACGAACUACAACGAAAAUCAAACCUCAAUUUGCCGAACAAUCGAUCAAAGGUCAGUGUAGAUCAAGAGAAAAGUGCCGCCGUCACCGCCGUCGCCGCCGUUGUUGUCAACGAAUCGUUAAGUGGAUUUAAUUUAAUUAGUGAUUUUUCAAAAACAAAAUCCAAUUCAAACCAUUCAAAUGCAAUAUCGCCAAUCAAAGCGAACAAUAAAUAUCGUGAUUUAUCCAAAUGCAGUGCAAUGAAUAGAAAAACAAGCGAUUCAGUUAUACCCGACGAUAGUGGUACAGGUGCAAGUGAUAUGGCUGGCUAUUUGCGUUCCGAAAUGUUUACAUCGCCAUCGUCGUCGUCAUCAUCAUCGUCUUGUGAUUCUUCAUCGUCGGAUGCCAGCGACGAUGAUAAACAAAACAAUCAUUCAACAUCACGAAGUAAAUCAAUCAAACGAAAUUACGAUGUAUUGAAUGCAAAAACGGUGAAAGAAAAAGAGAAACAAAGCUCAAUUUCGGUAAGUGGAUCAAGUGAUUGUGAAGAUUUGCUAUCGAAUUCGACUCGUGAUCGUCCGAGUUGUUCGUCAGCGCCCGAAGCAUCCGACAGCGAUGACAACAAUUUUAAAAAGCACAGUUCGCUGGCCGAUCGUCGACCCAAAUCAAAAGGUUUUUACAAAGUAUUUGUUGUGAAUAAAAAAACUGGAUCAUCCGAUAGCGAUUCACAAAGUACGAACGUCAAUAGUACAGAUGAUUCAAGUGAUAAUGACACCGACACUGAAAAAAUUGUAUUGAACUACAUAAAGCCAUUGCCAGAGAAUGGCAGUGAAACGGUUAAUUAUAUCGAUGAUACAACGACCGAAAGUUACGAUGACAUCGAUCAAAACGAUGAAAUUAUACUGUGUUCUAUCAAGCGGAUCGAUGACGAUGACGGUGAUAAUAACGGAAGCAACGGCAGCAACGGCACCAACACCACCGUGCCGACGUGCGAACAACAAAAUAAUAAUGAACCUGUUUUUUUGGGUAACGAUACAAAAGGGAAAUGUAACAAUGUAAACGACAGCAACGGCGACAGUAACGAAAUAAACGACGAACAAAGCUCCGAAGAUGAGAACGAACAAACGGUGAUUGAAAGAAUGCCAAUCGAUGAGAAAUCAUGUGAAACAGACACAAAGCACAAAGAAAAUGCAAUCAUGCAACGAAAUGAACAAGUUGACCUUCAUAAUCAAUCAACUGCGGCUGCAACAGCAGCAGCAGCCGACAAUAUCAACAGCCACGACAGCAAAAACUACACGAACCGACGUGCGAAUAUGAAUUUAAAUAGUGAACGAAUUACGGAUGCAUUGCGAAGUCAAGCCAAACAAAUGGUUCAUGAUUUAUGCGCGACCAUUGAACAAAAAUUGAAUGAUAAACAUGAGCCUUUCGAUCAAUUGUUAUCACAACAAAUGAAUAGUGAAAUCAAUGAAUGUAAAGAAAUUGAAUCGAAUGUUAGUGCCAUGAGUUGUUUCGAAAAAUUGGAAGAACAACAGAAGCAACAGCAGCAGCAGCAGCAUUCAAUGUCUGUCGACACCCAAAAUGAUAGAUCACAAACACAAAAUGAAUCGGAUGUGAAAAAUGCUAUGGCAACCAUAAAAACUUUAGAAACUGAUCCAGUUUCCAUGAAUGGUUUUGUUUGUGAGCAACCAGUGCAUAGCAUUCAUGGAGUCGAUGACAUUUUAAGCAACGAUACAACUGCCGUGGACGAUAUGAAAAGCGAACAAGAAAUGCUAGUGCAUACAAAUGCCGAGGCAAUAAUUCAAAAUGCUGAGACUAUAAACGAGCUCCAGUUGCAGCAGCAUUGCGACGAUGCCAUGCACGAUAAAAGAAUGUCAGACGAAAAUGAACUGGCAAAACAAACGGUAUUGAUGCAUGAGAAUGACGACAAUGACAACAAAAAAACAUUCCAAAUUAUGGAAAAAAGUCAACCGUCGUCAUGGUGUAUACUGUCGGCAGACAACGAAGCGAAAGUCGAUAUUGACGACAAUACAACAACCGGUUUGUGUGUGUUAAACAACGGCAGCGGUAGCGGUAACGUUGAUCGCAACACCAACGAAACGUCAUUCAAAACGCCCAAUUCAUUAGAAAGUGCAUUCGACUACCAACACACAUUAACACUCGAUGCACAAACACAUGCAGAACCCAAACCAAUGGCCAGUUGUAAUGAAUUCAGUAAACAUGCUGAAGAAAGAGUUGAGUGCAUUGAAUACAAAAUCAUUAGCGCAGACACAAUUGACUUAAGCGACGAAACAAAACUAUUUGAUUUGUCUGAAGCGUACGGUGAUCAUGCGUUCCAUUUCCCCUCAACGUUGCCGCCACCACUACCACCACUGUCACCGCCACCGCCGGUGCCGCAUAGCGUAACCAAUACCAAUGAAGAUAUACCAGGUGUGCAAACAUAUGAAUGUUACGAUUACUUUGAUGGCGACGACGUAAAUACACAGGUAGAUCAUAAUACACACACCGAAGACAAUAUAACACGAUCGACAGUUGAAAAUGAACGUUUGAACAGUACGGAUGGGUAUACAAGUGAAACGAUAACACCAGCAAAAUAUACAAGUUUAGUGAUGAUCACACAAGAUAUUCGAUCGCCAUUGGCAACAUCAAAUGUAAACAUUGUCCCAACCGAUACAACGCACAUUGUAUCCGAUUCCGAUUCGUCUGAUUCGAUUAUUGUGCAGCAUACAAAUCGAUUGUCGGACGAUGAAUACGAACCAAAUUCAUUGGCUGGCUAUUUUACUCGGUCGCUUGAAGAAGAUUCGUUAACCACUUCCACGCCAACCAUCAAACGACGACCCAUUGUUACAAAUCAUUCGAAUGAUUUUUAUUACAGUGAACAUUUGCCAAAUUUUGAAAAUGAUUCAUUUACAAGUUCUGUGUUUGAUAGUGAAAUGUUAAAACCGAGAAAUUACAGUGCUAAUCAAAUGGCAAAUACAAGUGCAAACAUCAAUAGUCGUAGUGAUGAAAAUAAUGCGAAAAAUAACGAUGAUGUGACAGUUGUAACGGGAAAAAAUACAUUAUCGGCCGUUGUGUGCUUGGAAGAUGGUUUGGCCGAUGAUGAUUCGUGGAUUGGAAGUGGUGACGAAGAAGAUGAUUUUGCCGCAGCAACAGCCACCGAUUCAGACACCGAAUAUGCCGAAGAUUUGGCAAUGUGUUCGUCCGUCGAUCGCGAAGAAGAGCUUCGCGGUUACAAUCGAACAUCAAUUGAUUUUACAUUGCACACGAUUGUCGAAGAGAGUUGCGAAGAGAGUGAAGUUGAGGUCAAUGAUAAAAAGAGAAAUCGAAUGUCCGCUUCAGAACUGGAAAAAUACUUUUUCUUUGGAUUGGGCGAUGGCAAACCGUCGCAUCUAUCAAGUAUAGAUACACGCGACGAUAGUAUUUCCGAAACAAGUAGUUUAUGCAGCGAAGGAAUGGAUUCAAUUGGUGCAUCGGAAAGUUCAAAUGGCGAUGUAAAUGCAAUGGCUUCUUCGCGAUUGGAAAAAUACUUUUUGUCCACGUUCAUGGGCUUUUCGGCAAACGAACGUGAUCAGAAUUCGGAUGGUAGUGGUAGUGUUGGCAGUGACAGUGAAGGCCAUGCCAGAAGCCCCGAACAACGGCGCAAGCGUUUGGUUCGUGCUCGUGGCACACCACAUCGAUCUCACAAUUCAUCUUUGGACAAUUUAUUGGCCACCAAAGAUGACAAUCACGAUUCGAUUGUAUCGAAUGAAAAUCCGUCACUUGCCAACGAUUCAAAUGAUUCAUCCGAAACGGAUACAUGCGAUGAGACUGUGAUACAUUUGGAAAAAGAUCAUGCCAAUCCAAAUGAUACACUAAAGCGAAAGAAACAAAUAAAAAAGAAGAGCAGUGACAGUGAAGACAAUAAGAAAUCGAUUGGUACGGUGUCCGAUGAGGAGAGUGGCAAAAAUUCAUUGACACACGAUGGAUAUUCGGCACAAUCGGUGGCCAAUGGAGCAACGAAAAAACAAAGUAGCCGUGACAGUGGUUUUAUUGGUAGCAAUGAUGAUUUGCUGAAAAAUGACGAUCCCCAUAAAAUCGGUUCGGAAUUGAAAAUCGAAUUGGAAGAAAUCAAAGAGGAGACAAAAGAGAAUGUAUCACAACAGCAACAAAAACAACAACAACAACAUCAGUACCAGCAUCAACAAACGAAUGCAAAUCAAAUUCCAACGCCUUCGACAUCGCUUGCACGUAAAGACAGUUUUAAUAAUUACAGUUCGGAUGAAGAAACGAAUCUGAUGAUGUCGAAAUUGCGACAAUUUGUUAAAACGCUUGUCGCAUCGAAUGCAAAUGCACAACGAAAUAAUACGUCGAAAUCAUCAACACCCAUGAUGAGCGAAUCUAAUACGCCCAAAAAUGGCACACCCGUACCGAAGCCACGAUCAAAGGCCAAACCACCGCAACUCGUUUAUUUUGAGAAUGAAUUGACGCGCCUAAUGAAAACGGUUCCCGGAAUCAAUGACGAUCAAGUGCGUGAAAUCGUUGAGUAUUUAAGUAGCGAAGAAACUUGGUCCGAUUCGUAUGAUUCAUCGGACUAUACGAGUUCGGAUUUAGAAGGUGCCGCUUCAUCGACCAGUAAAUCCGAAUUACAAGAACAAAUCUCGGCCAGUUGUCAACAAAUUAUCAAAAAAUUCGAAGGUUCGGUCGGCGAUCCGGAGGGUGUAAUCGGUGACGGUGGUCUAUUCGAUGAAAAACAAUGUUUAAAACGUGAAACUGCAUUAGUUUAUCACAAAUUAGUUUCAUCAUUCUCAAAAAUAAGCAACGAAAAACAACAAAAAGAAUCAAAUCAUUCACCGCCAAUAUUUGCAAAAGUAAUGUCACACAUUGGUACGCGACUGGUUGCGUUGAUGCAUGAAGUGAGCAGUAGUGAAUCUCAUGCAAGUCAUUCGUCGCCAAAGCCAAGCGCUCGAUACCAUAAAAAAUUACAGCAAAAAAUCUCGGCCACAACCACCGACGAAGACGACGAGGACAUCCAAACCCAUGCCAAUGACAAUUUAAUCGAAAGCCCCGAAAGCUAUUUGAAUUUGCCGCGCAGCAAAUCGCACGAUUUGCUAUUGAGCGGCACCCGAUUGCAUCAUCAAUCGAGCAGCGGUGUUAGUGAUAUAGCGGCCGAAGAGAAAGAGGCUAGUGACUACGAACGAUUUUCAUGGCGUGGUAGUUUUGAAUCAGCAUUACUAGCGAAUGGUGAUUCAAGAACAAAAUUGACCCUACUCGACCGUGACAAUUCAUCGUCUGCAUCCGCUUUAGCAGCAAAGCGUCGUUCGGCAGGCGAUUUGUUAUUUAAUCAAUGUAGUCUGAGCCGAGAACAAUUGGAUCGUGUGCGAUCGUGUGGCAGUAUUGGCGGUGCUGGUUCCGGUUCAACCGAUGCCGUUAACAAUAUGGAAUCAUCAAAAUUAUGGGGAUCCGAAAAUAAUCAACGAAGCUCAAGUCAUCGGCCAACAUUUCCCGAUUCCGAUGAUACGUCAUCGGACGAAGAACGACGCCAUCACAUUAUGGGCAAUCGUUCAACGUUGCCGCGUAGCUUACAACAAACAACAAUAACAUCAUCUAGUACAAAUUCACUUCCACGUACCACAACAACGAAUGCACAAUCGCAAAAGUCACAAAAUACCCAUCAAUUUUUGCCAAAUAAUGUAAAAAGUGCACGUUAUCGUCCGCCUGGUUUUUCGCGUUUAACAUCAACACCGAAAAAAGCCAAUUCGUCUCUGGGAUUACCUUCAUUAUAUACGAAACGAGAUAAUACAACACGAACGCGUCGAAUUCAAUCACUUUACAGCGAAGGCGUUAGUUCACCCGAAGCUGGAAAGUCACCGAUAAUUGGUAGCCGAAAUGAUUCGAAAUCGUCGCCAAUUCAACCUUCAAGCCCGGCCGGAACUAAGUUGUCACCAACUUCGGCUGAUUGGCCCGCUCAAUCCGAUGAGGAUAUUGAUCGUCUGGUUGCCAUGCAUCAAAACCGCAGUAGCCUCAGUUCAUUAGGACUGCGUUCUGAUUCGAUGGCAAGUGUGUAUUCGGGUGCUGGCGAAGGACGAUAUAAUACCGUGAUUGUUAAAGGACAAGUUGAAUUUGGCAUGCAAUACAAUUACAAACAAGGAGCUCUCGAGAUUCACGUCAUGCAGUGCAAAGAUUUGGCAGCUGUUGAUACGAAACGCAAUCGAAGCGAUCCGUAUGUUAAGGUGUAUUUGUUACCGGAUAAGUCAAAGAAUGGCAAACGCAAAACAAAAGUCAGAAAGCAUACACUAAAUCCGGUAUUUGAUGAAACGCUCAAGUAUUUUAUGUCAUUGAAUAGCUUGGAAACAAGAACAUUGUGGUUAACCGUUUGGCAUUCCGACAUGUUUGGACGCAAUGAUUUUCUCGGUGAAGUGACCAUCAAUUUGCAAGGCAUUGUAUUCGAUAAUCCACAACCGCAAUGGUACACCUUACAGGAACGAAGUGAACCAUUUGACGACCUUUCAACAUAUCGUGGUGACAUUAUUGUAGGUCUGAAAUUCGUUCCACCCGAUUCGAAAUCGUCGCACUUCUCGAGAUCAUCAAUCAGCAGUGGAUUACGUAAAUUCGGAAGCAUCAAAUCAUCCAAUAAUUCACGUAGUUCAUCGUCAUCGUCAUCAUCAUCGAAAGGCUCUUUGCACGUGCUUGUCAAAGAAGCGAAAAAUUUGAGCCCGGUCAAAGCCAAUGGAAUGUGUGAUGCAUUUUGUAAAAGUUAUUUGCUCCCCGAUAAAAAUCGCAAUUCGAAACAAAAAACGCCAGUGGCGAAACGCUCAGUGAAUCCAGUAUGGAAUUAUACAUUUGCCUAUGAUGAUGUAUCGCUUAAUGAAUUGUCUGAACGUGCACUGGAAUUAACCAUAUGGGAUCAUGAUCGAUUGGCAUCUAAUGAGUUUUUGGGCGGAGUGAGAUUUUCCCUUGGCACUGGGAAAUAUUACGGUAAAUCCGUUGAUUGGAUGGAUUCAACUGGAAAGGAAUUGUCGCUUUGGCAAAGCAUGAUCAAUCGACCGAACUUUUGGGUCGAAGGAUGUGUCGUUUUACGUUCGUCAUUGGAUAGUGCAACAAAUACUAAUUAAAUAUUAACAAAAGUGAAGAAGUUGGACCAGACACAGUUGGCGUUUUUGUUUGUAGUCUUCUAUCGCGAAUUCACACAAUACACGAGUUAAGCAAUCGUCGAAACAAUUUUUCUUAAUCUAUAUAUAUAAAUAUAUGAUUUUUUUAUGUCGAAAAUUAAACUAGUAUUAGUAGACUUUUUUUCCGUUAAUUUAUAUUAAUUAAUGCCAUAUAUAUUUUGAUUUGUAUAUUUUUGACUCUAUUUUCUUUUCUAUAUUAUGUAUUUCGCUUUCAUUUUUGGUCGUUCUCUUGUAUUCAUCAGAAAUGUUUUUUUGUAAAUUUGUUUGCUUCAGUACAAACACACACAAACACAAUAUUAUGAUGAUGCUGAAUUAAAAUAUUAUAUUAAUGUAAAAA